GCGACGAAGGAACUCGAGCGGUUGUGUUUCCAUUUCCCUGUGUGGUGUGUUUCGUUUUCAUUGUUCGCGUCGUCGACGAUGAUACGUCAGUGUCUAAAGACGUGCAAGUGAAAUAUUAUUACGAAAACGAACGUGUUGUACCAGGCGUACAACCGGUGUCCUUCAUUCUCAAAAUCGACACUGAUCUUCGAAGAUCAACAACUCAACUCGACUCGAUACGACUCAAACAACGAUUCACGUGGAACGAUUUUCCAACGACGGGGUUCUGAACGGCGCGGAACAAGAUGUGGAACAACCUGACUUGCGUGGGUGAUUUCCUGAAUCGAGCCUUCUACAAACUAGGGCUGGUAGUCGGUCGACAUCCCGGCUACUUUGUAAUAGUUCCGGUUCUCCUGGCCUGCAUCUGUUUCACCGGAUACCAGAGGAUCCAUUACGAGAUAGAUCCAGAGUAUCUUUUCUCUCCUACUAACGGUCCAAGCAAAAUGGAAAGAGCGAUCGUCGAACAGUACUUCAAGGUCAACUACAGCCACAGAUUCAACCUGGGACGUAUUACUAGGCCAGGACGGUUUGGUCACGUGAUCAUCACAUCGAAGGAUGGAAACGAUAAUCUGUUGAGAGAAGCGGUGUUCAGAGAACUCAUGGAGCUGGACAAGGCCAUCAGGAACACUAAAGCAGUGUACGAAGGAACGCAGUUCACGUACAAUCAGAUCUGUGCCAAAUGGUUGGACACUUGCUUCAGUAACGACAUUUUGGACCUAUACCAUGUUAUAGAUGAUGUGGAGAAAAGGGAGCUCAACUUGACGUUCCCCGUGACGCUAAACCCAGAAACCUGGCAUAUUCACCUGUUGCCAGUCUAUUUUGGAGGUAGUGUGGUCAAGGAACGGGUGGUUGAAUCUGUACCCUCUAUGCAGCUGGCCUAUUUCCUUAGAGCUGACAAUACUCGCCAGGAUGAAAUUGGUGCAGCCUGGGAAGAAGCAUUUCUAGAGACACUGAGGAAAGUGGAAGAGGAUAAUAUCUUUAAACACAUUGCUACUGCCAGGUUCGCUUCCAGGACAUUGGAACUAGAACUAGAGGAGAACACUAAAACCAUAGUGCCUUAUUUUUCGAGCACGUUUAUCCUUAUGGCUUUGUUCUCCGUGGUCACUUGUAUGAUGACUGAUUGGGUACGUAGCAAACCAUGGUUGGGGCUUCUUGGAAACGUCUCUGCAGCAAUGGCUACCGUGGCAGCAUUUGGUCUCUGCAUAUACCUGGGGGUCGAUUUCAUUGGACUCAAUUUAGCCGCACCGUUCCUUAUGAUUGGUAUUGGAAUAGAUGACACGUUCGUGAUGCUGGCUGCCUGGAGACGAACCAGUAUAAUGAAACCGGUGCCUGAAAGAAUGGCUGCCACACUUAGCGAGGCCGCUGUCUCGAUUACCAUUACCUCCCUGACCGACAUGAUAUCGUUUUUCAUUGGGAUUCUCUCGCCAUUUCCCUCGGUCCAAAUUUUUUGCAUCUACUCCGGAUUCGCCGUAGUCUUCACCUUUGUCUUUCAUCUGACCUUCUUCACUGGCUGCGUGGCCAUUAGCGGUUACUGUGAGCAAAAGAAUCUCCAUAGCAUAGUAUGCUGCAAAGUGCAACCCCUGUCUAAGUCUAUGAACAGAUCAUGGUUUUAUAGAGCAUUAUGCACCGGAGGAGUCGAUCCGGAUGAUCCGUAUAACCCUACCGAUAACCCGGAACAUGGCUGCAUGAGUUGGUUCAGGGAUUACCUUGCUGCUGCGUUGAAUUGCAGACCCGUCAAGGUUAUCAUCAUCCUGAUAUUUGCCUGUUAUCUAGCUGGUGCUCUUUACGGGCUAACGACUCUUCAGGAGGGUUUGGACCGUCGCAAGCUCUCCAAGAAUGAUUCUUACUCGAUUGCUUUCUAUGACCGUCAAGACUACUACUUCCGGGAAUUCCCCUAUAGAAUACAGGUAGUAGUAAGCGGAAAAUAUAAUUAUAAUGAUCCAGUGAUCCAAGAACAAAUGGAGAAUCUAACCAGAUCCUUGGAAGCCAGCAAGUACAUCAGUAGCGCCCCUAUCUACACGGAAAGUUGGCUUAGAAAUUUUCUGAGCUAUGUCAAUAGUAGUGAAAGUGACGUAGACAUUAAGGAUGAGAAAAACUUUAUUAAGGAGUUAAAAGAAACCUUAUCUCCUAGAAGCAGCUAUUCCUUGGACGUAAAAUUCGAUCAGACUGAAGAACAUAUUAUAGCCAGUAGGUUUCUUAUCCAAGCAGUGAACGUGAGUGGAACUAACCAGGAAAAGGAUAUGGUGAAGGAACUUCGACGGAUUUGCGACCAGUCUCCAUUGAAUGCCAGUGUCUUUCAUCCGUACUUUGUGUUCUUUGACCAGUUUGAACUGGUUAAACCCACCAGUAUCCAAUGUAUGAUCUUUGGCGCUCUGAUCAUGAUGUUGAUCAGCUUCAUUUUUAUUCCUAAUGUAAUGUGCUGUUUGUGGGUAGCCUUUUGCAUUAUUUCCAUCGAAUUGGGAGUGGCUGGUUACAUGGCAUUGUGGGAUGUAAAUCUCGAUAGUAUAUCCAUGAUUAAUCUUAUCAUGUGUAUAGGUUUCAGUGUUGAUUUCACUGCUCAUAUUUGCUAUGCCUAUAUGAGCUCCAAACAGAAGACAUCAGAGGAUAAAGUUAAAGAAAGUUUAUACAGUCUUGGUCUCCCAAUAGUCCAGGGAGCCACUUCAACAAUUCUAGGAUUGAUAGCCUUGGUACUUGCAGGAACAUACAUCUUUAUGGUAUUCUUCAAAAUGGUGUUCCUGGUGAUAUUUAUAGGAGCAAUGCAUGGCAUGUUCCUACUUCCUGUUCUACUCUCUUUAUUUAGUCCUUCAUCAGACAAAGAUAACAAAACAGACUUAGAGAAAACUCAACAAAAAAAAGUUUCAGAAAAGGAUCUUAAUUGCAAACUGCCACAGCCUUAUGUGAUUCCACAUCCAACUUUAACAUACUAUCACCCUUCUGGAGCUGUCAAGAGUCUUCAAGGUAGCCCUGCAACCAGCCUAGCUGCCUUUGAAGACAGAGAUCCUGGUUUGGGUACCAGUGAAGACAGUAAUUCUACAGAAAGUGGCUCAUCACAAAGUAGAAGAAGGGAAGGACAGCUGGAACCAGAACACCAAAGGCAGCAUGAUGUUUGGAGAAGAUCUAUAGGUGUUCUCUAUGGGACAUCCCAGUUCCAGACUGCUUCGCCUCCAGCUGCACCUCUACCAGAUUUUUCUGGGACACUCCAAGAGGUCCAGAAUGAUCAAGAGCGAAGAGCAGCUAGGACAGUAUCUUACUUAGGACCAUAUCCAGUUUAUAGGGCUGCUGCAAAUCAUCUGCAUAGGGAUCAUAGGAGGAGUAGAUCAUACCAUAAUCUCCAUCAAUCAUCCAGGUACCUGACUGAACCACGUUAUCCUUAAGGAUAUCUUUCAAUGAAGGAGAAUUGUGAGUGUAGCCUGUGCAUGGAUUACAUAGAAUGGGCAUAUCUCUACUUCUGGCCCUCUUUUAUUUGUCUGGGGUAAUCAUUGAAAAUACAAUUUUUGAAAAUAGGAAAUUUGCCUUAGAAACUGAUAGUCAGGCUCCUAUGACUAUUGGCAAUUUUCUUGUGGU
Molecule: messenger RNA, 3603 nt
Organism: Eufriesea mexicana
Lineage: Eukaryota; Metazoa; Arthropoda; Insecta; Hymenoptera; Apidae
Gene: Ptr
Product: patched domain-containing protein
Exons: 9
Coding region: 285-3413 (1042 amino acids)
Cellular component (GO): cytoplasmic vesicle membrane; plasma membrane
Source: RefSeq, a predicted model, not a curated record